Rhincodon typus (whale shark) is the source of this 5392-nucleotide messenger RNA. RefSeq names its product matrin-3-like. Bases 237 to 3089 code for a protein of 950 amino acids. Gene Ontology annotation, molecular function: zinc ion binding; RNA binding. The record is from RefSeq and is a predicted model, not a curated record. The transcript is spliced from 16 exons. Gene Ontology annotation, cellular component: nucleus. NCBI's taxonomy places the organism in Eukaryota, Metazoa, Chordata, Chondrichthyes, Orectolobiformes, Rhincodontidae.
CGGAUGUGUCGGAGAGGGCUGCGCGUGCGCACACCGUUUAGUCAGGAGGACGGGUUGCUCGAGCCUGGCAAAGUUCUCUGAGGAAUCUGUGCCAUUACUCGCAUCAGCCAUCUAUUAGACGAAGUUAGAUAGUGAAACCGCUUUCUACAGAGCCAACAAAGGCUAUCUACUAACCACUGAAGACUUACUUUAUCCUGCUCUUGCCAGUUUUGAACUAGACUCUCUCUUGUGCCAGAAUGUCAUUGGGUAGAGCCCAACAGGAUCAUGGUCGUGGCAUGAAGAAAGAUGGUCAUAAUAUUGGAUUCUUUCCUGCAGCGCAGUCUGCAAAUGUCCAUGUGAAUCUUGGGAGAAUGAACCAGGGUGCACGAAUGGGUGGCUAUAUGAAUUUUGGACAGGGUCAGGCAGUGAACAUGCAAGGUGUGGGACAAGGACAUCAAAGUAUGUCUUCAGGUGGAGGGCCCUCUCGCUUCAGCAGUGCUUUGCCUUCCUUGUUUGAUGUAGGCAGUCGCAAUCAAACAUCAGUUGCCGUUCAAAAACAGAUUGAUGCAGACAGGGCCAGUAAUAUUUUAGCUACCUUUGGCCUUUCAUCCAGGGACUUGGAUGAACUGAGCCGCUAUCCUGAAGACAAACUUACUCCUGAAUCCUUGCCAGACAUUCUUAUGCAACUUAAAAGAAAAAGAAAUGAUGAAGGAACAUCUUUGAAUUACGGCAGAGGUGACAGUUCUCCUCGGGAUGAUCGUUCUUUCAGAACCUCCCGCAAUGAAUGGGAGGAAGAGAGGCGCUUUCGAAGUAAUUUUGAAGGUCGUGAUCCUGACGCUGAUCCAGUGGUCAAUUAUGACCAUGGUUCUUCUCGAGAGUCGAGUUCUAGAUAUUAUGACAGGAAGGACUAUGAUACUGAACGAUUGAGAGGUGAUGACUUCCGUAGAGAUGAUAUGCGUAUGUCUGAGUCAAUAUAUGAUUCCGAUUAUGGAAAAAUGGGGCCCUCUCCUUCCCGUGGGCAAGAAAGGCCUCUUUUUGAGAGAAAGCGAGGAUCUCCUUCACUGAGCAACAUAAACGAUUACCAUGGUUUCUUGCCAACAAUGUUCCCUCAUUUGUGUUCGCUGUGUGAUGUAACUGUUCAUUCUGUGAAGGAUUGGAACCAACAUAAGAACGAACCAGCACAUAAAAGGCGUUGCUUGCUGCUUUUGGAAAUCUACCCACAAUGGGUUCCAGAAGAUGUACCAUCCACAAGGAGCAAUCCAUCUGCACAGCAGACCAAUAUUGCACCGGAUGCUGCUUCUGCACUCCUUGCAGCUAUCAGACAGCUGGAUGCAAUGGACCCUCAUGGAGGAAACCGCAAAGGUGAAAUGCAGAACAAACGAAACUUGCAAAUGGAUGAACCUGGUCGAGUGCUUCACAUAACAGAAUUACCAAAAGGAAAAUGCAAAGUGAAAGAUAUCCUGCAACUUGCGCAACCUUUUGGAAUCAUUACGAAAUACUUGCUUUUAAAUACUAAGAGCGAGGGAUUUGUGGAAAUGGCUACAAAUGGGCAAGCACAAACAGCAGUUGCGUUUUACAGUAUGAAGCCAGCAAUCCUUUAUGGCAAAAGGGUUCGAGUGGGCAUGUCUCACAAAUACAAGGAAAUAGAUUUGAAGAAGCAAAAGCAAGAAAGGAGUGGUGGCAGGGUGGCACUCCUCCAGAACCUCCCUCCUUCUGGUUACUCAGAUGCUGAUAUUGUGAAAAUUGGUACUAGCUUUGGGAAAGUGCUUAAUUACAUUGUGAUGAGACUCCGGAAUCAGGCAUUUCUGGAAAUGGAGUCAAAGAAAUGUAUGGUAGACAUGGUUAAACAUUACAAGAAAACACCCUUAAUAUUUCAUGGCCGAAAAGUAACUGUGGAUGCAUCUCAGAAAUAUAAGACACUUGUAUUAAAGAAACCAAGCAUCAAGGUUCAAGAACUGUUGAAAGAACAGGAUGAAGCAGACAGAAGACGGCAGCGUUCCCGGAGCCCUUCCUCUAAGAAGAAGUUACCUAGCAAAUCAAAGAACCCUCCGAAAUCUGAUGGAGAAAAGGGAGAGCAAAGAACCUCUGAAAGUUCUCCUUCAAAAGAAGUUGGGAAGGAGAAUUCCAAGGGAGAAAACAAACCAGAAAUAAAAUCCGAAGAGAAAGAUGAAGUUUUAGAAGAAGCUGUCGCAGCUAUUGAGAGUGAAUCAGAGCUUAUUGAAGAAGGUUUGGUUGAGGAUCUGGGAAGUGGAGAGUCGGACAAUGAAGAAGCUGACCAAGAGGAUUUACUGAAGGAAACGGAGCAAGAAGUGGAAGGAGCAGACUCCAUGCAACCAGAUUCCAAAACGGAGAAGGAGACAAAUGUACAAAACACAGCAGAAACAACUAAGGCACCAAUUAUUCGAAGGAGUAAAAGACACCAACAAGCAGCAUCCCAGGAGUUGAAAGAAGAGUGCUUUCCUGAAAACAUUGAUGAGUUUGUGACUGUUGAUGAAGUUGGUGAUGUAGAAGCUGGAAAUCUGGAUCUUGAAGAUCUGAUGUCUUGUGAAGACAACAGUAAUAAAUUGGAAACUGAUGAUGCUGAUACAAGCAUCCAAACAGAGAAAUCAGAGGACACCGGUGAACAAAAAGAUGAGGAUGUGAACAAAGCUAAAAGAAAACGUGGUCGUAAGAGGGGAAAGAAUGUUAAAACUAAAAAGGCAGAACAAGGUGACAAAAAAGAUAGUGGUGAAGAAACAGAAGUGAAGCAAGUUGGAGAUGAAACAACUGAAAAUAAACUUGAUGGUGAUGAAAGGAAUGACGUGCAGGAAGAGACAACGUCAUCUUGUGUGGAGCCAGAAAGCAAGCGUGCUCGAUCACGAUCCCCUACUCCAGAUGAGUACAGGCUUGGACCAUAUCAGCCCAACAAUCCUGUAGGGCUAGAUUAUGUGGUUCCGAAGACUGGCUAUUACUGCACACUCUGCUGUCUGUUUUACACAAAGGAAGAAGUGGCAAAGAAAACACAUUGCAGCAGCCUGCCUCAUUAUCAGAAACUAAAGAAAAUGUUGGCUAAGCAAGCCGAAGAGAACCGAAAAGUUAAAACCGAAGAAAGUUCUGAAGUUCAGGCUUAAGAGCAACGUGACCAACGAAGAUUCCAGUGUUCAUUACUUUGUCUAACCAGCUAGCUGAUCAUCCUUAAAUUUACUAAUAUCUUCAGUGUCAUUUUUCUUUUGUCAUUCUGACAGUGUUUGGGGAUGUCUUUGUAUUGCUGUGUACAAGCAUGCGUGAAUAGAAGGCCAACAGUAAUCUCAUUUUUGGUUGCAGUCAUUAUAAUUGUUAAAUGGAAAAUUGUUUCUUGGGGAAAUUGGGCAAGUCAUUGUAUUUCUAGGAACAUUGCAGUGUGGAUUGAUAGCUUCUGUGCUAAUGCCAUAAAUAUCAGGUGUUGGGGGUUCUUGGAGAAAAAAGAAUCGUUGGUCCAAACAUGCCUUUUUUUUUGUUGCAAAGAUAUUUUGCAGUGUGGGGCUAUUUUAGAAAUCUGUGGAACUUAAUUAUUUUUGUUGAAGGUAAAGUAAAAGGUUAAAACAAUUUGGAUGUUCAAUAUUUAUUACAGAUUCGAUAUUGUUUCUUUAAGGACUAAUUAUUCUAUAUAACUCAGAAGUUACUCGAACAAGUGUCGACAGUGUUCACUUGUUCAGUAUUGCAGUUUGGUUGUGCCCUUAGUGAACCUUGCACCUCCAUAGGAUAGAAAGUGGAGGGCGUGGUUACAGAAUUGAUGUGGGAACUUGAAAGAGCCAUAACAAUGGUAGGCAAUCUGUUUGAUAACACUGGAGUGUAGGGUUGGUUUCAGCUAAAUUAACAAUUGGUUUUUGAAAUAAUGCUCCUAAGUAUCAGCAACCCAACUAGUAAAAGUGAAGGGCAAAAAUAUAUUUUAGAUUUGUUUUCUUGAACUGAUUUUUUUUCAAAACUGUUGGUGGGCGGGGGCGGUAAUUUGAUUAGCCAUGGUUAUGUUCAGCAAAUAUUGAAAUUUUUUUAAUAGACUGUGUACCAGUUCUGCAUACAAAUAGACCGAUUACUUUAUAACCCACGUUCAAAAAAGAGGUAGAAGUUGUGCUAAAGACGUUUAAACAUUUUUGCUUAAGUCCUUUCCUGCACUGACGAAUUACAUGUUGGCCAACUUGCACUCAACCUUUUCUCUCAAACAUUUCCAGCAAAAUACAAGUUAACCUGACAAAAGUGAUGAAGCAAUUUUUUGAAUAUUUCCCUUAUGCACACAUUCUGAAUUUCUAAAUUAUAAGUAGUCAGGCUGGAUUGAACUUCUGGUUUUUAUGGGGAAAUCUGUCAGUGUUGUGACUUAAAAGAAGAAUGCUACAUUGUUGAGAAAAUAUGAAAGUAAUGUAAGACUUUUACAUUAAUACAACAUUUAAAAUUUCUGCAACAUAGCUGCAUUUCUUCAUUCAGUACUACAGUUUAAUGUUUUUAUUUGUUUAGAAUUUAGCUCUAUCAACAUUACAUAAGUAGAAAUAUUAUUGCAGAAAAUAAAUUGUGUUUUGAAAUAGUCUGUCAGUUUGUCUGGAGUAACCUGACCUUUUGCAUUCCUGUAUAUAGUUAUUCUAUCCAGCUUUACCAAUCAGCUAGAGGCAGUUACCAACCACUCUCUCUCUCAAGCCUGCAUGCGCACGCCUUCAGAAACUGCUGGCAGAUAAUGCAUAACUAGAUUUUAUUGGCUGUCCAUUUUAGUACUAACCAUCUGAAGUUUUUUUAAAAUAUCAAGUGAUCCACUUGUGUUUGAAUUCACAGGUUUCCCCAAAAAUUCCAUAUCAUGGCCCAGUUGGUCCUUGACUUAUUGUUACCUUUUGUCAUGCACAAGUGAUUGUGAGCAACUCUUUGAUCCAGCUUACUGCAUAUAAACAAAUUCUGUUGUAAAUAGUUUUUAAUAAACCAUUGUUGUGACUGAAGAUUACUGUCGGACCAGGAUUCUGUUGGUAUAAUGUGUUGAUAAUUCUGUCACUGGAAUGAGUACACUGCUCAUCGUCUUAUUUUUAUCAUAAUUUUAAGUUUUUUUUUUCCCCAAGUAGUAGCUUUUAAUGUUGGUAUCUAUUUUAGAUGUGGAUGAACUGCAAUGUGGAUAAAUGUUUUGGUUAGUUACCUUACACGUGACCUGCUGGGAGUUGUGCUUUCUUGGCAAGUAUUUCCUGCAUGGGUGUGGAGUAAUAAUAAAUGCUUCCAUGCGAUUAAGUUUGCUAAUGAAAGUGUUUUGUCUAAACAGAAUACAGUAUAUGCAGCCAACUGUGUUUAACAAAGGAAUUGUGUGAAACACUGCAGCUUUAAUCACGAGGCAGCAAUGUAUGAAAACUGCUGUUAUGUAAUGUUUUGGUUUGAGUAGAACUAAGUUUUGUAACAGUUUAUGUUCAAAUAAAGCUCCAGGUUUCUAAGA